Haliaeetus leucocephalus (bald eagle) is the source of this 1154-nucleotide messenger RNA. It is a transcript of the gene DGUOK, whose product is annotated as deoxyguanosine kinase. Gene Ontology annotation, biological process: nucleobase-containing compound metabolic process. The transcript is spliced from 7 exons. The record is from RefSeq and is a predicted model, not a curated record. The coding region runs from base 24 to 794 and encodes 256 amino acids. NCBI's taxonomy places the organism in Eukaryota, Metazoa, Chordata, Aves, Accipitriformes, Accipitridae. Gene Ontology annotation, molecular function: ATP binding; deoxyguanosine kinase activity. Gene Ontology annotation, cellular component: cytoplasm; mitochondrion.
GGGAAGGCGGAAGCGGUGGCGGGAUGGGGCGGUGCGGGGCCGCCCUGUGCCUGGCCCUGGAGGGGAACAUCGCCGUGGGGAAAUCAACAUUCCUGAAGCUGCUGGGUGCCACCUUCCCCGAGUGGCACUUGGUGACCGAACCCGUGGCACAGUGGCAAAAGGUGCCAGCCGGCGGCACGGCGGAGGCGUCCGUGGGCUCCACCAACCUUCUCCAGAUGAUGUACCAGGAGCCGGCACGGUGGUCCUACACCUUCCAGACCUUCUCCUGCCUCAGCCGGCUGAAGGCGAUGCUGGAGCCGCCGCCUGAGCGGUUCCGUGGGAACCCCCACCCUGUGCGGGUCUUCGAGCGCUCCGUCUACAGCGACAGGUACGUCUUUGCCAAGAACCUCUUCGAGGCCGGGCACCUGCAGCCGCUGGAAUGGGCGAUUUACCAGGACUGGCACGGCUUCCUCCUGCGGCAGCUGGGGCCCCGCGCCGCCCUCCACGGCUUCCUCUACCUGCGGGCGAUGCCGCAGACGUGCCUGGAGCGGCUGCGGCGGAGGGCGAGGAGCGAGGAGGGGGGCAUCCAGCUGGGGUACCUGCAGCAGCUCCACGGCCAGCACGAGCGCUGGCUGGUGGAGAAGACCACGGAGGUCCACUUUGCGGACGUGAAGCACGUGCCCGUCCUGGUGCUGGAUGUGGACAAGGACUUCGAGCAUGACGCGGCCACGCAGGGCGUCCUCAUGGCACAGGUGGAGGCUUUCGCGACAGCGCUGCGAGCCCAAACUUUGCCAUCAUGCCCCAGCCCUCUCUGAGCAGCGGCAGCAUCCCUGCCCACCGGUACCCGCGCCGAGCGGCAGAGCCGGGAAAGGGGCAUCGCCGCCGCCAGCUCUGGCCGAAGAUCCCGACACCAAGGACAAGGGACAAGUCCUGGUCCCCGACCGUCCCCCUUGGUCCUUUUAAUUUGGGCAAGGGGUGUAUUUAAGGCGCUGACAGCACGGGGUGGAUGGUUUAAGGCGAAUAAUCGGAGGUGCAGCCGUGUGAUGAGCUUCGGGGUGGCAUGACGUGCUCCCCCCCCACGCAUUUGGGGGACCAGGUUGCUGCCAUGACCCCCUCCCCAUCUAUAGGGAUCACCAGCCGGGGACGCCGGAGCCGGGGAUGCUCCGUAAGGUGGA